Molecule: messenger RNA, 818 nt
Organism: Erythranthe guttata (spotted monkey flower)
Lineage: Eukaryota; Viridiplantae; Streptophyta; Magnoliopsida; Lamiales; Phrymaceae
Source: RefSeq, a predicted model, not a curated record
CAAACGAGCAUACCUUCCAGGUUCCAACUUCUGUAAUUAGGUCUAGGGUUUCUGAUUUUCCCAGAUAUUGAAUUCUAAAACCCUAGAAAUUCCUCUCUUCACUCCAUCUCUAUCUCGCCGAUGGCGACAAAAUCCUCACCGGCAACAACUCAGCAGCAAGGCGGCGCCGUCGGAAACAAGCCAGGGCUGCGAAAGCCGGUGUUCGUAAAAGUCGACGCUUUAAAGCCGGGUACGAAUGGGCACACACUGAUAGUGAAGGUAGUGAGCUCUGAAGCCGUUCUCAACAAAAAGCCCCGAAACCCGAAAUUUCGCGGCCCUCAAAACCAGAAUUCGAAAAUCGCUGAAUGCCUCAUCGGCGAUGAUACUGCGGCUAUCCUCUUUACUGCUCGUAACGAACAAGUUGAUUUGAUGAAGCCAGGUAACACUGUGAUACUUAGAAAUGCCAAGAUUGACAUGUUCAAGGGGUCAAUGAGGCUGGCUGUAGAUAAGUGGGGCCGGAUCGAGGUUGCCGAGCCAGCAAAAUUUGAAGUUAAAGAGGAUAACAACUUGUCCCUAGUGGAAUACGAGUUGGUUAACGUUGUGGAAGAUUCUUGAAUGUUUCUAGCAAACCUGUUGAUGCUAUUGGUAGUUUGAUUUAAUUUAUGACUAUUGGGUAAACUGGUAUAUUAGAUUCUCCGGUUAGGUUGUUUUUUUUCUUUUUCCAUUAAGGUAAUUAACGUGGGUUAGGACUCGGAUCUAAUUUUAGAUUUAAUGUUUGGCUGUGUAAAGAAGACUGCAUUGAUUAUAUGGUAAGCACAAGUUGAUCUUUUUUAUGUUUA